Messenger RNA from Colletotrichum spaethianum, 198 nucleotides. RefSeq lists its product as uncharacterized. Lineage: Eukaryota; Fungi; Ascomycota; Sordariomycetes; Glomerellales; Glomerellaceae. The record is from RefSeq and is a predicted model, not a curated record. The transcript has 2 exons. The coding region runs from base 1 to 198 and encodes 65 amino acids.
AUGAAGUUCUCCGCUACCUUUCUCACUCUCAUUACCAUUUUCGGCUUUGCUGCCGCUUCGCCUCAGCGCGGAGGAAGCAAACAACAACAAAAUGCAGAUAAGCAGGCCCUCCGAGACCUUGCCGGCACAGCAGUUGACCCCAACCUCGAAAACGGCACCAGGCUCCUUUCUAAUGGCCAGGGGCACCGUGGUAACUGA